Molecule: messenger RNA, 870 nt
Organism: Aspergillus oryzae RIB40
Lineage: Eukaryota; Fungi; Ascomycota; Eurotiomycetes; Eurotiales; Aspergillaceae
Product: aminoglycoside phosphotransferase family protein
Exons: 2
Coding region: 1-870 (289 amino acids)
Source: RefSeq, a predicted model, not a curated record
AUGGAAGGACCCUUACGCCCAUUCACCGAUCCGGCCAGUAAGGCCUCGGACAGGGCAUUCCCGCUGGAUGAUAAAGACAUCACUUGCGUCUCCGAUGAGUCUCUUAUCGACCUCUUAAAGUCUUCUCCGAUCCUUUACGAUUUCGGCCAAACGACGGUGGUGCGAUUGUCUAAGAAUCUCGUUUUAAAAGGCGGCGGCAAUGUGCUGCCUUGCGAGGCAAAGAUUCUUCAACUAGUCGCAUCAAAGUCUAAUAUUCGAGCUCCUCGUGUCCAUCGGUCUCUCCACUUCAUGGACGAUACGAAAUAUUUUGGCAACAUGGGAUAUAUUGUGAUGGAUUAUAUCGACGGCGAGCCGCUUGAUGGCUGCUGGAGAGAACUCAGUGAUGAACAAAAGAUGGAUGUCGCGAAGCAGACGGCCCAGAUGAUCAUUGAAAUGCAGUCCAUCAAGCUGUUGGAGCCAGGUCCGAUCGGCGGGGGCCCAUGUCGUGGUCGCUUCUUCACGCACUACAGCGCCGGGCCUUUCAAGGACGUGGCCGAAUUCGAGGGCUGGUUCAACCACAAGCUGGACAUCUGUAAAGCAUACAAGCACGCAUCGCCAGACCUUCCGCCCUUCAAGUUCACCGAGUUUGUUCUCACCCACCAGGACAUCAGUCCGCGGAACCUUAUUCUGGACCGAAACGGCCUUGUGUGGCUCGUGGACUGGGCAGAUGCGGGUUCGUAUCCCCCGGCCUUCGAAAUGGCAGCUCUAUGCUCUCAGUCUCAGUUCAUCGACUUUAAUGACAUGGUGCUGUCAUUACUCCCGCGAUACCCUUUAGAAGAACAGCAAUUAGAUUCCAUUGGAUACGCCCUUUCAACAGCUGCACUGGCUUGA